Onychomys torridus (southern grasshopper mouse) is the source of this 1806-nucleotide messenger RNA. RefSeq names its product coiled-coil domain containing 38 (gene Ccdc38). The record is from RefSeq and is a predicted model, not a curated record. Gene Ontology annotation, cellular component: centrosome. The transcript has 15 exons. The coding region runs from base 1 to 1806 and encodes 601 amino acids. Lineage: Eukaryota; Metazoa; Chordata; Mammalia; Rodentia; Cricetidae.
AUGCACAGAGACAGAGACGCGCUGUUCCGCGGGAGCGUGGGCCCGAACCUGCGGUUGGAGGCGCAGGAGCAGGCGAGGGUGGGAGAGCUGCGCCCGCGAGGCGGCAGGGGCACGGGGCGGAGGGCUGCGGGUGCCGCGCACUGUUCGGUUGAUAGAAUCCAAGAUGACGCAAUCAAAAAGGAACGACCCUACAAGAUCUUUUUCAAAGAUCUCUUCCUAUUCAAAGAAAGUGAAUUGGCCGCAAAGAAAAAGGAAAGACUCAUGAACCGCAGCAUGAAAAUCUACCAAAAGACUACGUUUUCAUCUCGGAUGAAGAGUCGCUCACACCUCGGCCAGCUGACUUUCUAUGCUGAAGCAGGUGGCGGCUCCUACGAAAGUCUGGGGCUGGAUCCCACUCUUAUUCUCAGACUGACUGAAGGCGCGGACAGAAAGAGGACUGUGCACGAGUUUAUUAAUGACCAGAGAGAUAGAUUUCUACUUGAGUAUGCAGUCUCAACCAAGAAAAACACAAUUCAAAAGUUUGAAAAACUCAUAGCCGGGAAAGAAAAUCAACUCAGAAAAGCCGAGAAAAAGCUCCAAGCUGAUGCAGUAUCCUUUGAAGAGUUCCUUCGUGAAAAUGACCAGAGAUCUGUAGAUGCUCUUAAAAUGGCAGCCCAAGAAACAAUAAACAAACUCCAAAUGACAACAGAGCUCAAGAAAGCAAGCAUGGAAGUCCAAGCCAUAAAGAGUGAAAUAGCAAAAACUGAAUUCCUCCUCAAGGAGUACAUAAAAUAUGGAUUUUUCCUGCUGAAGUUGUCUCCGAAACACUGGCAAUUGCAGCAAUCACAAAAAAGAGCCCAGGCAGCAAAGAAUACCUCCAUUUUCCCAAGACUCUUAGAAAGAUUCUCGAUAAGUUCAAGUAAAAGAGACAGAAGCAUUGACUCGGACCAGCUAUCUUUUUCGGAAGAGCACAGUUCAAAAAAAGGGAGCCAAGGUGAGAGCCAAGGCCUAUCUACUCUCGGCACAGACACCAGGAAGGCCUCCAUGUUCAAUCCGCCUGAAAGCCUGACCUCAGAGGACAGUUUGGAGCUCUUUCUGGAGGACGAGACACUGGAAUUUGAUCUGAUACCAGAGAUUUACUUCAACGAGCCAGAAGAGUUACUCUGGGUCCUCAAAGAGCUGGAGGAACAGAAUCUCACCUUGGUCCAAUAUUCCCAAGAUGUGGAUGAGAAUCUCGAAGAUGUCAACAAAAGAGAAAAAUGUAUACAGGAUAAGAUAAACAACAACAUCGAGUUCCUGAUGGAACACAAGCAGAUGCUGAAGGCGAACUGUGAGCGGGAGGAGGAGAAGGCAGCGGAACUGGAGCUGAGGUCCAGGCUCUUCAGUUUUGGAGAAUUCAAUUCCGAGGCUCAGGAAAAGCUGAUCGACUCACUUAGUAAAAAGAUUAACCAAGUAUACAGGGUCUGCAUCGGAGAUGCUGAGGUCGGCAGCCUGAAUGCAGUUCAAAAGCUGGUCAAAGUGGAGUCUCGCUUGGUGGAACUGAGUGACCUCAUCGAGUCUGUCCCCAAAGAGAACGUGGAAGCAAUUGAAAGGAUCAAACAGAAGGAACGACGACAAAAGCUGCGUGAAGAGAAGGUGAAGGAGAAGCAAAAGUACCAGGAGGAGCGGCUGAAAGCUGCUCUGGAAAGAGCAGUAGCACAACCCAAGAAGAAGCUGGGAAGAAGACUGAUCUACCGUUCGAAACCCCCAUCUGCCAGCAAGCAGGAGCUCCUUCUAGUCAGUGAUACAAGAACGAAGUCACAGGAAGAAGAGUAUUUCUUCAGCUGA